CUCAAACCAUUGAACUGCUGGUCAUGUUUUGCAGUAUUUGGAGGAAAAAGGACACAAUUCUUACGUGGAAUCGUCAAACAGUGAAAUCCUGAGUCCUGAUGUCUGAAUCCACGUUGUAUCUGGUGUUUGUUUUCUUCAGCACGUUCACACUCAGUCUCCAGUCACCAGUAUUUAUUGAUCACAGCAAUGCUGCGAGAGUGCUGAGACAUCGACGAGCAAACCAUUUCCUGGAGGAAAUAAAACCUGGAAAUCUGGAGCGUGAAUGUUACGAGGAGACCUGCUCUAGAGAGGAGGCGGCUGAGAUCUUUCAGAGCAACGAAAAAACUAUGGAGUUUUGGUAUCGAUAUAAAAGUACAAGUCAGUGUCAUAAAAACGUUUGCUAUAACGGGGGGAUUUGUACCAAAGGUGGAGGACAAUACGAGUGUGUGUGUCCACCUCGUUACAGUGGAAAACACUGCGAGACAGAGGUGUUUGAGUGUGGGUAUAAGAAUGGUGGGUGUUUUCACUACUGCAGCGACUCAGUUCCAGUCGGCCUGAGUGUGACCUGCGGCUGUGCUGAUGGAUAUGAGCUGGACGAGAAUGGAAAGAGCUGCAGAGCUGCGGUUCCGUUCUCCUGCGGAAAACAGUGGAUUCCGGACUCUUCACGGCGCACCUUACUGGACGACACCCUAAACGACACCCAAACAGUAGACGACCUCCCUGACCAUCCCACAAACCACACCCACUUCACCACAAACCACACCCACUUUACCACAAACCACACCCACUCCCUGGACAAUGCUACUCACCCACUGGACGACCCAUCGUUCCCUGACGACUCGUUAAACCGAAUCGUAGGCGGCCAGCGGCAGCCUCAGGGUGGGAGUCCAUGGCAGGUUCUGCUGCGCAGAAAGGAUGAGCGCGGUUUUUGUGGAGGAACGCUGGUUAGCGAGCGCUGGGUCAUCACAGCAGCUCACUGUCUACAGGAAACACCUGAUCAUGUGACCCUCGGUGACUACGAUAAGUUUCACCUCGACAAGGGUGAACUGAAAAUCAGAGUGGAAAAAACUAUAAUCCAUCCUCAUUUCCACGAAUUCACCUUCGACAGCGACGUUGCCUUGCUGUACCUGGCAGAACCUGCAGUGCUGAGUUCAGUCGUCUCACCUGCCUGCCUGCCCAACGCUCACCUGGCCAAUCGGCUGGAGCGAGCAGGGGAGCAGGGCCUGGUGACCGGCUGGGGGGCAGUUAGGUACCUCGGCCAAUCCUCACGCUACCUGCGGAAGGUGUCUCUCCCCGUGGUGGAGCAGCAUGGGUGCAUAGACUCGACCGAUCAGGUGAUCACGGACAACAUGUUCUGCGCCGGGUUCCCGGAGGCGGAGCGGGACGCCUGCACCGGCGACAGUGGUGGCCCGUUCGUGGUGAACUACAGAGGAACUUGGUUCCUGACUGGGGUGGUGAGCUGGGGAGAGGAAUGCGCAGCCAAGGGAAAAUACGGCAUUUACACCCGAAUUAGCAACUUCCUGUCCUGGAUACAAGAAGAAAUGAAGAAACAGGAAGGGGCCGUCAGGAUAAACACAACACAUCCUUAUAGCAGAUGAUGUGACAAACACACUUAUAUGAACACAGUCACACUGGAAACUCUGGAUAUUUUUAAUGGAAGUGGUUCGUCAAUGGGGCUCAGUUAGCAAUUGAGCUAUGACUGACUGCCCAUUAUUUAAAUUAAUUCUUGUUUUGGCGGUCACUGUACUAAAAUAAUCAUAUUCACAACUUCAUAACUUGUGUGCAAUCCUGCACUAAAUGGCUAUUCUAACAGUGCUUCAGGCAACACUCAGGAACACGUUCUGGAAAGGGCACCAACACAAUUUUUAUCCACAAAUCAUAGGAUGUUUUAAGACAUUUUAAAAUGACUGCUUGACAUUAAAGGCAAUGUUUAUGAUGGAUUAGAUUUAUAUUCCAGAAAGAAGGCUGAACUUAGACUAGUAGCUAAGAGGGCGAUCACAUUUUCCACCAGGGUGAUAAGCGUACCGCUGACCUAAAGGUCUGAGACGUAAAGAAAAAAAAAGGACGUCUUCAGUCCUUUAAGCGUUUUUCCUCAAUCUUUUGUUACUUGUUUGGAUAAGUUGCCACUAAGCACUUAAGGAGAUAUCAGCAGACCAGCUAUGUCUGGAGAAAUUCCUUAUUUCUAACUCAAAUUUAAAUAAAAAAAGGCUGCUACUGUGGUUUGGUAGCACUUAAAAUUGCUUUCUAGCUUUUUGCCAAAUCCUGGAAUAAAGUUUUUAGCCAUUUUAAAAUGACUGCUUGCCGUUAAAGGCAAUGUUCAUGAUGGAUUAGAUUUAUAUUCUAGAAAGAAGGCCGAACUUAGACCAUUCAUGUUUUGUAUACUGACCUGAAAUCAUUCAGUAUGAUUAACGUAAUAAGUCGAAAGGGGGGCACUAACUUUUUUAAACCACUGUACCAACAUUUUACAGUUCCAUUCCCCUGUGGAAAACAAUGAAAAACACACACCCAAAAACAUUACAGUAGCUGAUACUAUUCCUGUAUGUUUCGUUGUGCAUACACAAUGAAUGCAGACAGGAACCCACAUGGCUGUGCAGCACCCACUAUACCAACAGGCUGCCAUGCUUCCCUUAUUUAAAUAAUUAUAUUUAUGUUUUUAAGAGUGACACACAUGCACAUAAACAUUAAAAUAAGAUAACAUUUGCUCUAACAUAUUUUAAUCAACAAAAAUAAAACAUGAAAGAUUUAUUAGAGGUAUCAGAACAUGAAGUGCAGUCUUGCAGAAUGAUGUGGGUCCUGUUAUACCACCGUUUCACCAGCAGGUGGCGCCAUAUAAUGGUAUAAUGGCUGCGUCCCAUUUUUAUAAGUGAUUAAAAGCAAAUUUAACCUUUUGUACAAAUUAAUUGACAGUCAUUUUAACAAAUGUGUUCACUUGCUGUUCAGUAGUUUAAAAUGCUAAGGAAUUGUUAUUCUUAUUAUACAAAUAUUUGCAAUGAAACACGUUUUAAUAGCAGUCUGAGACUUUUGGCCUCUAAUUGCAUCUCCUUUAAAUUUACACAUGUGUAAAGUUGUAUAUGAUGAUUUUAUUUCUUCUAUACAAUCUUGUAUACUGCAACACAUGAAUUCUGCUGUCAAAUCCUAAGAAAUCAACUAAAAAAACCAUAAUGAUCCAAACCAAUGCACACUGCACAGCACACAACCUAAAACAUAAAUAAAUAAAACCACACAAUCCUUCAUUAAAUACAUUUUAUUUCAUGACCUAUAAACUAUUCAUAGUUUAGCUCAUGUUAUUUUAACACAGCUAUGUAAUUCUGUGUUAAUUAUUACACUUGUCAGUAUACCUACAGUACAUACAGUAUAUCAGUAACAGAUCAGUAACAGAUGAGCACAGGAUCACUGGUCCACAUAUAACAGUGUAGAGCUGUAUACAACUAAACUCUAUUAACCCUGUAGGGAUAGUACAGACAGUACAGACUGCAGUACAUGGAUUGGAACAGGAUCCACUGCAACCCUGACUAGAAUAAAGUGGUUAAUAAAGAUUUUUUUAAAAUGUCA
Trichomycterus rosablanca is the source of this 3531-nucleotide messenger RNA. RefSeq names its product coagulation factor IX. Gene Ontology annotation, biological process: proteolysis; blood coagulation. Gene Ontology annotation, molecular function: calcium ion binding; serine-type endopeptidase activity. The transcript is spliced from 9 exons. NCBI's taxonomy places the organism in Eukaryota, Metazoa, Chordata, Actinopteri, Siluriformes, Trichomycteridae. Bases 99 to 1577 code for a protein of 492 amino acids. Gene Ontology annotation, cellular component: extracellular region. The record is from RefSeq and is a predicted model, not a curated record.